AUGAAGCACUGGUACAUUCGAUGCACCCUCAUGUGCCAGUGGGUGAGAGGAAAGCCGGCGAUGUUUCUGGUCACAAUGUGCCACACCAACUUCGUUGAGAUUACGUGA
This is a messenger RNA of Peronospora matthiolae, 108 nucleotides long. NCBI's taxonomy places the organism in Eukaryota, Oomycota, Peronosporomycetes, Peronosporales, Peronosporaceae. The record is from the annotation of a GenBank genome assembly.